UAUCCAGUGCAUGACGCUGGAUAUUGUUGGGUUGUCGGAGUUUUGUGUGGUGUGGGUUAAUUAUAUACAUACACUAACACGCCUCAGAUUGCCUCGAAAGUCUGAAUGAUGCCGAUGCUAGAUCUAGGAUCCACCAAGUUUCCCAAAGGCAUAAGGAUAGCUUCGAGUGGCUCUUCAGCGACAAAGUCCCUUUUACCAAGUGGCUCAGAGAUGAUGUGAAUGAAUUCAGCCCGAUAUUUUGGAUCACCGGGAAGCCUGGCUCGGGAAGUCGACGCUGAUGCGGUUCGCCAUGCAAGAUUCCCGGACUCUAAAAUUGCUACCGAAGGGCAGAGGCGAGCCGGUGGCAUACUUCUUCCAUCUUCGUGGCAAGAGCAUGGUCCAGAAGAGCUUAAAGGGCAUGCUUUGCGAACUUCUCUACCAGCUUCUUCUGCAAUUCCCAGCGAUAUACCCUGCGCUCGAACAAUUCCAUCGACAACUCGUCACCAAAACUCGGAAUGUGAGACCUGAUUGGGACAUUGAGAGUCUCAAGGCAGGUCUACUAUCGUUAUCCCAGUUUGCGCCGCCACGGGGUGACAGAAUCAGAUUGGUGAUGUUCAUUGACGCUCUCGACGAGAACCACGAUCAGUCAGAUAACGAAGAGCUGCUCUCCUUCAUCCGCGAGUUGGCAGCUACCGUCCAUGGGACAUCGAAGGUGUUGAAGGUCUGCCUCGCAAGUCGACCCUGGCCAUUAUUCCAAAAGAGACUCGGAGAAGACAGAAACAUUCCAAAGUUUGCAAUCCACAGCUUCACCCAAGAUGACAUUCGGCGUUACGCAAGCUCGAAACUAUCCUUGGCGUUUUCUGAAGGAGAUGUCGAUACAACGUAUGAACGACACCUGGAGAGCUGGACCAGAGCAGUUACCAACAAGGCCCAUGGCGUCUUCAUCUGGGUCCGGAUCGUUGUGGACUUCUUACACCGCAACAUCAUCGACGGGACCCCGUACGACAAGCUCCAACUGUAUCUGGACAGCCUCCCGGACGAGCUGAAGGAUCUCUACGAGCAGACGAUGCGCCGGAUCCCACCAGACUACGCUCUGGAAACACUGGUUGCCUGUCGUAUUCUGCUUGUCAGCCUUUCCCAGAUUACCCUCCGAACCCUACACUGCGCCACGACGGCUUGCAUAAAUGCUUUCUACGAGAAGACCACCCACGACCGCGAGUUAUCAUGGCUACGCAGCCGCACAGGUGGCUUGGUCGAAAUCAUUGAAGGGGAAGUAGGAGACGGCAAUAGUCCUGUUGUCCAGUUCAUCCACCAGACGGCUCAGGAAUUCGUCCAGAACGGAAUGCCGGGCUUGUCCACGUCGAAUAUCAAGCCAUUCUGGCUGAACCUGGACGGCAACUUCCUGGCCUACAGGGCAAUCGCCACAGAACAUCCCCCGUACGAACCACUGCGGGAACUUGCAGGCGAUCUUUUCUCCUACCUCGAAGGGGUCGACGAGCUUCUCGAUCAUGACCCCAGUAGCAGACCAUUGAUGAAAGCCAUAGAAAACAGCUUGGACCACGGGAUAAUGAUGGGACGCUUUGUUGAUAUGGAACGGUCUAGCCCCCUAAGCCUGCUCUAUCGCUCACAAAUCGGAGUGGUUCAUUUCGCUGACAACAUGCUAAUUUACAUCAACCCAGCGAGUCGGGACUCAUUUCGGCAAAGCAUCAGCAAGAUCAGGAAGAUGAAGAUCGACAACUCCCACAGAAUCGCAGCAAGACAAGAGCAAAUUUUGGAGACCGUCCUGUCUCCAGCUGUCGUGUGUGCAGCUUUGAUCGUCCACGACAUAUAUCAUAUACGGAUUCCGAUAACUUGGAACACUCGUGUGUCGCCUUAUCUGCUACUUCUAUCUACACUCGGUGAACGCUUCUCCUCUGGGAAGAGAACGGACCGUCCAAGAAUGUUGCAGAACCUCUUUGACCUCGACUUUUACUUUCAAGACUUGUCGAUAAUCCCCUCGAUGCUGCAAGAAGUCAAUCCUAUGCUUGGCCGACUUCAUGCCAUUGCAGCCAAGAUAAAGGACUACAAUCUGCUGCAGAUUUUAUUUAUCAUUGAAGAUCAUCCUUGGGUUUCCGAAGACGUUCGAUUCAGGCUUGCAAAACUUAUCAUGGAGAGUGGCGCAAUGGAGCGGCCAACACUAGAAUUUGCCAUUAGGUAUAGAGCUGGAGCUGGGGAGGAGUGGGGUACCCUAUCCCUCAUGAGUUUCUGCGCAAGAUUCAAAGACCCGAGAUGGGCUCAGCUAGUUUGGAGUUUGGACAAUCGCUCGACACUUCCCUGGCCAGAUCACAUUGCUCAGACAGCCGCGGUGGGAAGGCAUGCUGAGACGGCAAGGGAUAUAUACACCGAAUCGGAGGAACCGUCGGAUUCCGACAGAGGAGUCGGUUAUGUUAUCGGAGGACUAAUGGGUGGGCUAGUAGGCUGUCCGGAGCUCUGGAAGGUCUGCUUUGAUGGGUGCCUCCUGAGUGGUGGUCUGCUUGAUGGGUACGCCUGGAGUGGGGCGGAUUCAGAUGGACAGAACUAGGAAGAGGCUCUCUCACGUUUCGUUCUGAGUUCGGCCAACGUGCAUGCGGCAUCUGA
Phialemonium atrogriseum is the source of this 2595-nucleotide messenger RNA. RefSeq lists its product as uncharacterized. Bases 278 to 2539 code for a protein of 753 amino acids. The transcript has a single exon. NCBI's taxonomy places the organism in Eukaryota, Fungi, Ascomycota, Sordariomycetes, Cephalothecales, Cephalothecaceae. The record is from RefSeq and is a predicted model, not a curated record.